ACAAGAGAGCAAGCACCUGGGAAUUAAAGCACUCAAAAGCUUUAACUGAAAUUCUGAACAGCCGGUUGUCUCUGGAUACUGUCCUUGAACCAGGAUGUCCAUUUAAAUUUCUGAAUCGUAUACAAGUUGAAAUUUGUUUCAUUAACAAGAAAAUGGGCUCUUGAAACAGAAGCUGCUCAUUUCUUUUAGUUCACUGAAUUAUUAAGUUUUGAAUUUUAAUAUGUGGUGUAUGUAUUGUGAUAUAUUGGAGUGAAUGUAGAUGCCAAGCCAAAGCAUGGACCAACCACUCUUACCGCGCGUGUUGUCUAAAGAAUUUCAAUUUUCUAUUGUGUGUGGACUUAUUCUAGGAUUACUAUGUGUACAGACAGGCUCUUCAAGGAGUCCUUGCAAUCUCAGGACGCAGUUUCCUUGCAGGACAACGCCAUCUAUUUGUAUAGAUCUAGCUCAAGUACGAGACGGAAGGACAGACUGUCCAGACGGUUCAGAUGAAGAAUGCCCAGGAGGCAUGCACAGAUGUAUCUGUGGCCUUCCCAGGUGUAUAGAAAGAAAUAAAGUUGGAGAUGGUAUAAAGCAUUGUCAGGAUGGUUCCGAUGAAGGUGAAGAUGGAAGCAAUUAUUUGUGUCCUGAGUCUUCCGGAGAUGAAACACUAUUUGCUGUGGAGAUGAAAAAAAGAAGAAGGAGACAUACAGGUCAACGUAAUGACCCCGUUGUUUAUCCUACGGGUAUCAUCUCUGCUUUCACUGGAACCGAAGUAAAUGGCGACAAAACGACACUUCAUACAACGCAGGUGUACAGAACGUAUAUCGAUGGCACGUACAGAGAGCUGCUGCAGUCCACAUCUGUCAUCAUGCCCACCCCGACUCUUGAUGAUGCGUAUGUGAUGGAAACAACAGCGCAUGUGCAACGGUUUGACUCACUUAAUUCUGGAAAAGUUUAUCUGACGGCUGUGAAUGAGCCCGUAUCAGCUAUAAGCUCCUCAGUUCCUGGUACUGAUCAACCAUUUGAAAUUUCUGGAACUUUCAUACCUCCAGUGGGUGAAAUAACAACAAAGCACUUCGGCUUGGAUAUCUCAGCCAAGACCAUCGGAGUGUUAUUUCCAGAAAAAACUGAUGCCUCUAUUAUCACUGUUACAGGUACAGAAGGAACAUUUGUCCAUCAUGAUGCCACGUCUGAAAGAGCUUACCCAGUGUACACUGGUUCAUACAUAAGUGGUACAGUAGAUCCUACGACUUAUAAAUUCUUCUUUGGUAACCAUCCACUUACUUCGAAUGUUAAAGUUAUAUUGCCAACUGUUAGUAGUAAUGACAUUGGUUCGACCGAAUAUUUCGCAGCUGAAGAAAGCGAGCUCCAAGGGUCUGUUACGAGAAGGAAAGAUACAAUUGCAGACCUAAUGCUUGAUAGAAAAUAUAGCAAUACUGCCGAAAGAGAGGUUCCAGAGCCUUAUUACCGCUUUUUAAAUAAGAGCAAUGAAGAAUAUCUAGCCAAACCAACAACAUUAUUAUACGCUAAACCUGCAGUAAUUACUCGUUACGUGCAGCCUACAGCAUACCCAGAAACAAACGAACCAGUUCUUGCCAUGGCUGGCAGAAAUACUAUUGGAAUAGUCGGUAAUAUACGUAAACCGCAGCAGGUGUCUACACUAAGAGGCCAUGAAGGAUAUUAUAGACAAGGAAGAAUGUAUAACAAUGCAGCGACUGGCAGGCGUGUUGGCCCAGGAGGCGCUACUGUGAUAACUGACCAGUUUUUCUUUCCCGCCCACAGAAUACAAACUUCAAAGGUAGAAAAUGCAGAUGCAGCUUAUAACACGGAUGUAAAUAACGCGUAUUACGAGGUGGAUGGUGCCGAUUUGAAGGAAAAGUUGAGACAAAUUGUGAGACCUACUGCCGCUUAUGAUCGUCAGACUGUUAAAGACAAACGAUUGACUAGGACUGUUGGUUUGUAUGGGCCUAUCUAUGAAAUUGAAGACUUAAGAGAUGAAUUUACCACUUCAUCAGCUACAAUUUCGGAAACUAAUCCACUAACAACUGCGAGUACGAACGAAUCGAACGAAAACGAUUUUACUACUACUUUGUAUGGUUUUGCUGAAUUCAGUACCAGAAUAUCAGGAACUCAGUACAUAUUCUUACCUGCGUCAACCAGACCAAGGACAUUUACGCCAAGAGUGACAAGAACGAGUUUUUCGAACAGUAAUUCACUAAUUCUAAGAACUCGAAGCGAAGAUAGUGUUGUGGAAUCUCAGCCAGAAGCAUUUUUUCGUAAGCCGUUGUACGGAACCGAAACAAGGGAAUUCAUAUCUCAAAAAUCUAUGUUCACAUCUACAGUGAAAGAACCUAUUGAGAUACAAAAAACAAUGUUUACUUCAACUGUGGCGACAAAACAACCGUUUGAAAGUCAGUUGAGAGCGAGGAAGGUUGAAAGCAACACAGAAAGUGUAAUUGCAGAGACAUUGCCAUUAAAUCUAGCCACUGUAUAUGAUAACGAAUAUGAAAGGACUAGAUCUAGUGCAGACCGUAAUCUCUUCCUUAACUUCCAGUCUGUAAAUAAACAUAGAAUAAGUACAGAUAGUCCACGUGAACUGGACGUAAGCCAGAUCAUUGAUUCUGUGAAAGAGACUGGUGGAACAGAUGAACUUAUGCAACCCACAGGACUUGUAAGUUCCAUCACUGGAACAGAAGUAUCUGAUGGCACUACAACUCACUGGACUACUUUAAUAUUUGGCACAUAUAUUGAAAAUACAUAUGCACAUAUUAUUCAAAGCACUUCUAGUAUUUUCUUUACUGUGUCAAACACUGCUCUACCAGAAGAAACUUUGGAUUCAGAAAAUAUCUUAGGUGAUAAGAUUACAGAAAUUUCAAGUGAUUUACCUGUGUUAGCUUAUGUAGAAACUUCAAGCGUAAAUGGAAUAGAAUUACUUUCAUCUAUAGCUGAUUUAUCUUCAACAAAGCAACACAUUAUUUCAAAAUCAACAAAUAGUGUUGCAUCAACUCCUAAAUUAGAAAUAUUAACUUCAGGAUUUAUUCUACCUAGAAAUGGUCGAUUAGAAGAUACGGAGCCAACAUUAUCAAUAGAAAAUUCAAGUAUAGCUUCAAGUUUAAUAUCCUUAACUUCUUUUACAGAGAAAUCUGAAUCAUAUAUGCCUACACCUGGUGUAAUAUAUGCUGAUGAAGAUUCGUCAGAUAUCCCUUCGCUGACCAGUCCAUCGAAUGAUGAAGCAGUUCAUAUUAUAACAGAUAGUUUUAUUUUACCUGCUCUAGAUGAAUCGCGUGCACAAUCUCCAUCAAUCAAAACCAUAGAUGGCGUAUCAAGUACUGAUCAAAAUUUAUUUGAAAGUACUUCAGCAGUAAAAUCAACAAGCACACAGUAUAUUGAUGACUUAGAUCGUUUAAUUAUUGGAAUUCCAGACGUGUCAUCUGAUAAAAGUGUUGUCAAAAACACGCUUGAAACAGGUGACGUGUCAGUCAAAAGUGAAAGUAGUAGCUUAGAAGGUAGGACCUCCUUGGAAUCUGCUAUAAUUUCUCCAUCUGUAGUUCUUCUCACUGGUGAUUUUAUUUUACCAAGUAAAUCAAGGAAUUCAGGACUCUUCACAGUCGAAAAUAAAAUAAGUGAAUCUUCAUCAAGAACAGUUAUCGCUCCAAGUAUAUUGACUGACGGCUUUAUUUUACCUGCAGAACAUACAACGUCAACUACAUCCACUGAGACUGCGGUUUCUACACCCAGUGAAGAGCUGAGUUCAACCUCAGAUUCAGUGAGCAUUCUGACAGAAGGAUUUAUUCUACCUGCAGCUGAUAAAGAACCUGAAAAUUCUAAAACAAAAACCACAAUUGUUAAUGCGCUUCCGUCAUCUGCGUUGCUCACAGCUGAUUUUUUGCUUUCCGAAGAAACUGUCGAUAAAGGAACUAGUGGUCGUAGUGCUGGAGACGAAAAUAAACUCAUUGCAUUGGAUGACAUAAUUAACACACAUGUAUUACACUCGGCUUCUUUAUCAACUAGUAAAGAUGCCGGAGAUGAAACUAUUGAAAGAAACCAUUCAGACGAUUCAACUGUGAGAUUAGGAAAGGUACUAAAAUCGAUUCCUGAAGCUCCAAAUCCAAAGGUAGAAGAAAUUUUGCCCUCAAUUUCAUUUCCAAUAACUUACUAUACUACAUCUACAUACUUUACUACUUACCUUCUUGAUGGAAAUACAGUAGUAUCGAGCAGGAAAGAGACUGUUUCUCAAGUAUACACAGAUAGUGAGCAACUGAAGUUAGCUAAAAUCAAUCCCACUGAAACCAUAAUACUACCCCAAACUAUUCAGCCGACUAGUGUUGUUGAUCCUAGUGCGUUUUUAACUACGUAUACAUUCUUCACUACUUUUUAUAAAGACGGAACUAAAAUAACUUCUUCCAGAGAAGAAACUAAAAGUGAAAAUUUCGAUGGUACUUCAACUCCACCAGUUGAAUCCAAACCUUCUUACACUGUCCUCACUUAUCCAACUACUUAUUAUACCACACUAACGUACUUUACGACUUUGGUUAAAGAUGGCAGUACGGAAGUAAUUUCCAGCGAAACUGUUGUGUCAAAUGUUGUAACGCCAUUGCUUAACGAACAGUUACCAAAAACGUCUAUAAAAGAAACACAGCCGCCAAGAAAAAUUGAAUCAACUCUAGCACCUACUACUUACUAUACGACAUACACAUAUUUCACUACUUUUCAUAAAGAUGGUACAACAUCAGUGAGUACCACUUAUAAAACUGUAUCAAAUAUAAUUCCCAAUGGCAAUUCUAUUUCCAGUACUCCCUCAACAACCAUUUUUGAAACUAAUACAGUUGAUAGUAAAUUGCACGAAAUUCCUCAGAUGACAACAUACUAUACUACAUAUACUUACUAUACAACAUAUUUAAGGAGCGGGAAUCCUGUCGUUUCAAGUCGAAAAGAAGUUGUAACUAGUAUUGGUAAAAUAUUAUCCACGGAGCCUACAGAAAUUUUAACGACCAAAGCAUCUAUCGAAUCUCCACAGAAAACAACUUUUUACACAACUUAUACUUAUUAUACAACGCUUCUUAAAAAUGGAAAGACAACUGUUAGCACACGAAAAGAAACAGUUUCUAACGUCAUUCAAGGACAUUCAACAUCUAUAUUAGCUUCACCCAUCUCACGUACUGCUUCUCCAUCAGAUAUACAAAGUACUCCAAAAAUGAAUACCGUGAAAACGUACUUUACUACGUACACUUAUUUCACUACAUUCCUUCGAGACGGAAGUUCAGUAGUUUCAACUGAAAAAAGUACUGUUACAGACGUAGUGACUGAAAAUUUUCCUAGUACAUCUGCUCUUCCUAGAGCAACGUCUCCUCUUUCAACUACAAGUAGCUUUAAACUUCUACCAUCAUCUAUGAGAAGUUUUGCUACAUACUAUACAACUCUGACGUCAUAUUAUACACUCUUCAAUGCAGGGAAACCUUCAGUGAAUACUGUUUACAGUACAUUGACUGAUGUCGUAGCUCUUGCAACGCCAACUCAGGAUCUAAAAACUAUAGUUAGUGAAGAGUCUAUAAAGUCUUCACCAGUUCUCGCAACAUAUUUCACUACAUAUACCUAUCGUACCACACAAAUGAGUUCUGGUACACCAGUUACAUCCACGAGAGAAGUUACAACUAGUAAAGUGAUUACACUGAGUUCUGACGUAGAUCCAUCAACCAUAGCUCAUGCUGUAACACCAUUCUUAAUAUUAGACAACGAAAAAGUACAACCUACAGCUGUAGUUACAAAAACAUACUAUACGACAUAUUCAUUUUUCACAACUUAUCUUUCUAAGGAGCAACCUUCGGUUUCUACGAGGUUUGAAACUGUGACUAAUUUUGUCACUGAAACUAUUACUAAAACUCAAGCAGAAUCACCAAGUACCACUACAAUUAUUACUCAGUCAUACCCGAUUACUGAUCAUUCAACAACUAUCCAAGGUUCUUAUGAAAUUACUACUAAGCAAUCAUCUACGGUUACGCCUACAACAUAUUAUACAACGUACACAUAUUUCACAACCUUGCUUUCUGGUGGUAGUUCAGUUAUAAAAUCGAGUACUCAUGUAGUUUCAUCCCCUGUGAACGAAGAAGAUUUUACAAAAACUGAUUUUAGCGUCAGACCAACGGACAGUAAUACUUUUAAAGUAAUCUCAACGCCCCUCUCUACUCUGACAAAUACUAUAUAUACUACAUUCACCUUUUAUACAACUUUGUUCCCAAAUGGAUCCCCGGAAAUACGUACGCGUUAUGAGACAUCUUCAAAUGUCUUAACAAUAACAGUUACACCUACGUUAACAGAUAGUUUUAUAAAAUCCACAUCUGAUUUGGAAGCGGCUGAAGGAGAACUUCAUGAAAAACGUGUUCAUCCGACGCCUGUCGUUACCUAUUAUACAACGCAUACAUAUGUCACUACAAGUGUUCAGCCUGAUGGUAGUACUAGUUUCAUAACUCGACAAGUUGUAGCUUCAGCAACUGUGAAGCCAUCUAUAAGUGCUGUAGAUGACAAGUCUGAAUCGCCUACACCAGUUCAACUAUGCUGUUUACAUUCUACCCAAUAUCCAUACACAUUUUUUACAACUUAUACAUAUUACACUACUAGAUUUCAUGGCGAAAGGCCAAUAAUCAACACUAGAUAUGAAACUAUAACAAAUGUUAUAAAAGCACCAAUUAUAUCAACAACAAUACUUGGAACGUUAACAGAAAAGGAAUUAAGCGAGUCUGAUAAAUUUUCUAUUGCUAGUUCAUCGACCUUAAAUGAAGAAAGUAAAUUUACACCAACUUCUGAAAUUGUUGCAUCCUCUAACAGUCAUUAUGAACCAGCUUCACCAAGAUUUGGAAAACCUGACGUAAUGAAAUCGCGCAGAGUUGACGAAAAUAUUAAUAUUCCGCUUAUUACUACGUCUUUGAUAUCAGUAAUUACUGAAAAUGUCGAUCAUGGUACAACAAAACUAACGUCUAAGAAUCCGACUGAUGUAUCGCCACUAUCUUAUGAAGCAACAACUGAACAGGAGAUUACAUUAGAUGUAACAACAUCUGAGACUAUAAGUGAAAAGGAAAAUAUUUCUGGCAGCACAGGUACUGAAGAAAAGAAAGAUAUGAAUCAAAUCAGUGUUACUUCAGAACCUGAAUCGUCAACUGAAACUGCCUCUACUGAUCAACUAACUACCUCAGAUCAUAGUAACUCAACAGCUGCAUAUAUCCUUGAAAGUGACGCUCAAGUAACCGAAAAUUUAACAACCGUAAUAACCAAGGAUACUGAACAGACGACAACUCAAGAGCCAAUGACUUCGACCGAAACAACAACUGUAACAGAAGCUCCUAAAAGAAGCAUAUUUUCAAGGCGUAGAAAUAGGCCUGUUUACAAGCCUCGUCCUUCAUUCCGCUCGUCAACAACUACUACUUCUGCGCCAUCUACAACUAAAUCGCCUAGCAGGAUACGAUCUUCUACUACAACAAGAGCAACUUCCUCUUUUAGCAGGAGAAAUUCAACUAGACUAUUGUAUCGUAGGCCAAGUUUAGCUCCACGAGUAAACCCUUUGCAGCGUCUGCGUCCUUUGAGACCAACACCAAAACCACUCAAUGACUCAGAGAGCGAUGAAACAGUUGCGAGAAGGCGACGUCGAUCUUUUUUUUACCCAGAUAUAAGUAAUGAUGUUAUAUUAUGUCGAAGAAAAUUAUUAUCUACCCCUGACGAGGAGGGUAGUGAAAGAAGUUUAAAAAAUAAUGAUUUAAUUUCUGAGAAAAAUAGUGGUUCUUCAAACUGGAGAAACAGUGAGAAAGAACAUUAUCCUCUUGGAUUGAUUAGAUCAAUGGAAGCGAAAGCUAUUAAUAAUGGGGUUACGACAGUUUAUGGGACAGAAAUACACGGUACUUUUAUAAAUGGCGUGUAUGCUCAAGUUGUUCAAAGCAAAGUUAGAGUUUAUUCAGAUACUUCCAACGAAAUUGAGAAAACACCUUUCUUUUCACCAGCAUCGCCAACAGAUAUACCACCAAAAUUAUCUGCAACUGAAACGAACAGAGUUGGUUUAGUGUCAUCAAAGAUUAAUACAGCUGUAAAGGAUGGUACAACAACAGUAUAUACCACAAAUGUUUAUGGAACAUAUAUUGGCGAGGUCUAUGCUCAUUUAGCACAAACAACAUCGAGCAUUAUUCAGCCAACACCAACAAUACAGAAUCAACGCCCAACCGGUUUAAUAUCAUCCAUGAUUCGAUCUGAAGAAAAUUAUGGUACUACGACCCUAUGGACCACUCAUAUCUAUGGUACUUAUGUUAACAAUUAUUACGCUCAUAUUGCUUCCACAUUUUCGAAUGUAUUCGUAAAUCCAGAAAAGAGUACUCAGACUACACCUUUAUUGUUCGAUUCACAGAACCAGCCAUAUGUUCAAGCGACACCUGAAAUUAAAAUGUCCACUCCAUCACCUAGAUUAGAGGAGGCACCUAGAGAAUAUAAAACAGGGCUUUUGUCUUCUAUUUUGUCUAAUGAAGAGUCGGAUGGAACAACUACACAAUAUAUUACUAAUAUAUAUGGUACAUACAUUGGAAAUCACUAUGCAAAACAUGCUCAAACAACAUCUAAAAUUAUUUUACAUUCUAAAGUCGAAAACCCUACGCGAUCUAUAGGAUUAUUAUCAACAUUAGUGAACAGUGUCAUUAAUAACAACAUAGCAACUUAUUACAAAACAGAAAUUUUUGGUACAUAUAUUGGACAGCAUUAUGCUCAGUUAGCUAGAACAACUACAGAGUACAAAGUUUUACCGACAAGGCCUUCCGAAUCUUCUACUCAGUUGCAAAUGCAACAGAAAACGGGGCUUCUUUCAUCAAGUAUUGUUCGAAGCGAAGUGAACUCUGGGACGACAACAAUGCAUGUUAAUGAAAUAUAUGGUACUUACAUUGGCAAUGCGUAUGCACAUGUCGCAAAAUCCACUUCGAAAGUUAUAAAGCCAACAGCAACAGAAAGCAAGUCUGCUAGUUCUGCUACUUCUCAGAAAACUGGUUUAAUAUCAUCCAGCGUUAAGACCGAAGUUAAUGACGGUACCACUACUUUACACAUCGCAGAAGUUCACGGGACAUACGUGGGAAAUUAUUAUGCUCAUGUUGCCAGACGAACAUCUACGGUGCUUCCAUUUAUUCCCAUGACAACAAAGACUGCAGAACAACCUCAACCGAACACUGUAAAUAGUAGACCUGAAGGUCUAAUAUCUUCCGAAAUAAGGACAGAAGUUAAUCAAGGCACAACAACGCUGCACACAAGGGAAAUCCAUGCUACUUACAUUGGCGGAUAUUAUGCUCAUGUUGCUCGAAGCACAUCGAAUAUAAUCACUCCAACUGCUUCAUCUUCGACAGGACUGCUCUCAGCCAUAACUAGCACUGAGGUGAACGAUGGUAUUACAACACUGCAUACUACAGAAAUUUUUGGCACUAAAAUCAAUGGUUAUUAUGCCCAUGUUGCCCGAAGUACAUCAAAUGUGGUUACAACAACGCCAAUAGCAAUCACAUCUCAAAAGCCUAUUGGUGUUCUCUCUACGACUACGUCCACUGAAAUUAAUAAUGGAGAUACUACAUUAUAUAGAACUAGUAUAAUUGGUACAGAAGUGGAUGGAACGUAUACACAGUCUGUAAAAGUCACCUCAGUCAUCAUAUAUGCUUCUCACCUCUUUCCUGAAGCAAUCACAAAACCUUUCUCUGAUGUGGAUUCUAAAACCCUUUUGUCACUUAGGUCAGCUAAAGAUGAUUUGGAUACUGCGAGAGUGAAUGAACUAGAUAAUGGGAAUCAAUAUAUUUCUUUGACAGAAGACAGCGAUCUAGGGUUGAAAACACCUCUAAAUCUUCAGUCUGAAACAGAAUUACUAAGUCCUUCUGUGAAAACAGAACUGCCUUUCACUAAGAGUACAGAGCAAAGUACCCCUUCUUUAGUCUCUAGUAUUAUAACUGGAAUUGAAACGUAUGAGGGAAAACCUUAUGAGUCUGUUCCUACAACAAAUUCGGAACCUCUAGACAAAUUUACUACAGAAAUUACCGCAGCAUCUAUAAUUGAAUUAAAUUCCGAAGAUCCGAAUAAAUUAGUCAAGAAGGAAGACAAGAGUCCAAAGCCUCCUAUAGAUGAUUAUGAUGAUUACAAUGACUACGUCGAUAAUAAAACGUUUAAAGAUAAAGAGUCAGUAACAUCAAAGCCUACUGUGAGGGAAGAAGCAAAUCUGAGGAAAAACAAAGCUCCAACAAUAUCUUCUUCAAGAAAAGCAGAAUCUGAUAAUGAUUACGAUGAAUAUGGAUUUGAAGAUGAUUAUGAGGAUUUUGAAGAUCGAAAGAUGAAUAGAAAAAUAACCCCAAGUUUGUCAUCAUCACGUUUUAAAAAUACAAGACAAUCUAAAAGAAAAUCUACAACAUAUAAUAAUAAAGACUUUGAAGAUUAUGAUGAUUAUGAUGAUUAUAAUGAGAAUGAGACUACUUCCGCUAAGCCAACAAAAAGUAGUGAUAUUUCUUCAAAAGAAACUCCAUCUUCUUCAAUUAGAAUUAGACCUUUCACUGGAAGAGGUCGUCCUACAUAUACUACACCAUCACGAUCUUCAACAAAAGCUUCUUUUACGAUACAGUUUAGACGACCUAGUCGAACACGAAAUUCUAGAGCAUUCGGUCAUCGUUCCGAUAGCGAAAAUGAUUUCGACGAUGAAUUAAACGAAGAAGAAGAAGAAGGAGAUAUCGAAGCUAGUGAAGCUGUUGUUACCACAGCCACACCUCAAGUAUUAUCUUUCAGUAGGCGCAAACCUUUUGGCAGUAGUAGAUACCAACCACCAGGCCGCAAUUCUCCUUCUUCAACUACACCACGCCCUCUAAAUUUAGGAAGAAAUCGUAGGCCUUUUGGAAGAUCCACAGCCAUACACCCAUCUCCAACUCCAUCUAUAAAAGACACUAUUCCAGAUUAUGAGGAAAAUACGACUGAAGACGAUGAUUUUGAUGAAUAUGAUGAUAUCAGUGAUAAAAAGGAAGCAAACAGAAACCGAAACUUUCGCUCUACUCGUAGGCCACCCAGACUGAAUCGGUUUGGCGAAAGGAGAAGCGCAUCAAAUAAAAGAGGAUUCCGCCAUAGAGAAGAAGAGAAGACAGAAAAUGACGAUUUUGAUUCUACCACGCCUAAUUACAGAAAUUCCAGAAAUAGACUCAAUCAGCGCAAAUCAUCUAGAGGUCGGUAUAAUCGAAAUAACUCUCCUUCUCUGAAAUCAUCUUUUAAUUCUGUUAGCAGAGACGAAGACGAAGAUUCUCAGUCUCUGCAACCUCUUAAUAGAAUACGUAAUAAUAACCGAAACCGGAGACCUUCUUAUAACCCAAGAACUAGAAGACCUUCAAAAACAGCAACUGAAACACAGACAAUUAAGAAACCCUAUCUCACUGUUACUUCAGUGGUUACCACAGUAAAAACUUUACCAAUAUAUCAUGGGUUCCGAACAUCUUAUGCUACUUUAACAACAACUGCUUUGGAUACAAGUAUUAUAAAUCCAACUCAGUACUCUGAAAUAGUAAGCGAUGGAGUUACAAAAACUUUAUUUUACUCUAAAACUGGAUAUCCAGACGGUAUCGAAAACCUUCACACCACCAUUACAGAAGUUGUGGUUACAACAACAUCAUUGGCAUCAGUAAAAUUAGUUCCAAUAAAAAUUGGUUUCAGUACCAGAACUGAUACAAUUACAGAUAUACAAGUUUUAACAACGCUAUCUACUAUGUAUAGCACGAUUACUCCUGAUACUCCACAGCCUACUGCAUUUCCCCAACAAUUCCAACCUAACUUCUUUCCUCAGCUAGGCCCACAAAAUCCAGUUUUCCCUCCAAAUCCACAGAAUCCGCAAGAGUUUGGAUUACUGGCUUCAGCUAACUCAUUUGUGACGACUCAAAUUGUAACUUCAACUACUGUUGUACCAAUCAUUCUGAGAGGAAGAACUAUUCUGAGUACUUUGACUACAACAUCAACAUCUGAAUCCACUGUGGUGCGCGUACCACAGGUGCCUUCUGCUGCUCCAUUUAUACCGCAACCGUAUUUUGCUUUCCAGCCUCUCACAACCCUAUUAACUUUGUAUGUAACUGGUGAACACGGGGAACUGAAACCCGUAGUUACGACAGUUACAGUACCUUUGUAUCAGCAGCCUGUAUUCCACACAAAAGUUGCAAGAAGCCUACAGCAGAAUGCAGUAACAGAGCGCACAUUAAAAACUGCAGAUAUUAUGGACUUCCCGUUGAGAUCUUCUAUUGGUCAUGAACACUCAAGGGAUAUGGAUAUUGAUACUCAUUAUGAUAAACUUCUAAGUUCAGGCUUAGAAGAAAUAAAUGACUUGGCAGAAAUGAGCAGCUCAUAUAUACAGACAGAACCAUUAGAUAACACCCGAAUCACAAGCAGUCAAUCAAGUGUUAUAUCAUAUGACGUUACAACUAUAUCAAAGGGUCCUUUAACUGAAAUAUAUGAGCAGAAAGUCACGAUAAAUUUGAAUGCAGCAGAAAACAGUGCUACUCAGAAUGAAAUUGAUAGCUAUGGAGAUGUGUAUGGGCUAGAAUCGCGUUAUAGCUUCCGUAAAUUGCAACAGAUUAUUGAAGAAGAGCCCAUAUUUCGUCCGCAAAGAGAUUUUACUCGGCUGAGGAGACCACCACCUGCAGUCAUAGUAGCGACUGCGACAAAUCCGUCUGCAUUACCUCAAUUGUCUACAAAUACAAAUCUGCCUCGAAGUAGAUCAAGACAAACUUCAUACUCCAGAAGGCCACCUGUGGAAAUUUUCAAUGAACAGCCUUCUCAGGCUGGUAACCUAGGAAACAAAUUUCCAGGAUCUUCUUUCGCUAGGAGACCACAGCACAGACCAGAUAGGAAUUUUAGGCCAUUUAUCGAGAGACCAAAUCCUGUUUCAGCGAAUUCCGAAAAUGAGUUGAUUCGGUCAUUCGAAUCUGAUUCUCUGGUCGAACCAAGUCGUACUUUAUCUGUGACACAUGAUCUUGUUAGAACAGGUAGUUUAUUAACCUCACUUGAAGAUGCUAAUCGUAAUUCUAAGGAAAUCAAUAGAUUUGUAGGCUCGCCAUUGGAAACUGAAAACCACGAAGGCUUCAGACCAUUAUCUAGUCCUCCUGGAUUAAGACGAGGACCGGGCCUCACUUUGGAUGAACCGAAUCCUCAACCUGACAUCAGUGUCAGACCGAGAAGGUUAAGAAUCACAAGGCCAAUAAAUGGAGAAUUCCCGAGCAAUGGACUAAGAAGAAUAACAAGAGUGAGAGCAUCAAGCGCAGUCACAUCUUCUAUACCCACAGGAGAUGAAAUUACAUCUACUUCUGAGAGACACUCUCUUACUAUAACUCCUGCUGAAAAUCAACCAUCGCGAUUGACAGAUGUAAUAGAACAUUCAAUUGAAGAAGCUGAAAAUCCAUUGUACGACGAUGAAGUGAAUUUAACUGGUGAUAAUAAUGGAGGUCGCAGAACAGUAAUAAAACGUUUAAGGCCGUCAUUUGUACCAGGUGAUGGUAGCGGAGCCAGGAGACCAUUGGUAGUUCGCAGAACUAGAAUACAUGAUCAUUCAGCAUCUUCAUUUUCCCCUCUUUCCACAGCAGAAACAGAAUCCCCUGUAACAGAAACUCCAGAGAUUGCAAAAAGUGAGGACCUCAACCCUAUAGCAACAGUGCCAGCAAUUAUUGAAGAAAAUGAAGAAUUGAAUAACUACAAUAAACCACCAAUAAAGAAAAUUGUACGGUUACGAAAACCUGAAAAUAUAAAUUCUGUGCCUUCUGGACAAAGAAUGCGCGUUAUAAUCAGCAGGAAACCUACAGAUAGUAAUAUCAUCAUACCCAACUCUAUCCAAGCUCGAGGGCCUGUCACUUCAGUAUCUGAUAUAAGUGAUAAUCAAAGAAAUAAUUUCAUUUCUGAUAAUGCUCACUUAUUCCCAGACGAUAACCAUGAUCUGGAUGAUUUUAACCGAGUAGCUGUAAUCAAUGAACAAAGAUCCUCUGACUUAACAGCUCUUCCAAUUUUAGCUUCAAGAGCUUUUCCCAUUACUUAUUAUACAACACUAACGUACUUUACAACAUUUUUACAUGGGCCGGAAACAAAAUAUGCAAGCAGAGAAGCAGUAUUUUCUAAUGUAAUAGAACAAACGUUGAAUCCUAAUUUGAUUUCCGCAAUUAAGUCCAAUAAUGGGAAAAUAACACCAACCAAUGGAGCCGAUAUCGUACAUCUUGCUUCCAGGACAUUAGGAGACACAACUACUAUUGUAAAUUUAGCAUCAGUGCAAAAUAUUUUUAACAGUGAUGUAUAUAAACUUAUCAAUGAGGCAGCAUAUGCAAAUGAAGUUACUGUACCUCGAUCUCAGCCUAUUUCUACUAAAAGCAUUAAAAUUUUAAGUACUGCUAAUAUAGAAGCUAUUGCAAAGCUUCCAAAAACGUAUAUAACUUUAUUCACAUAUUCCUACACUUUUUACGAUGGGAUCAAUAAAAGAGAAUCUACAAGAGCAGAAACUAUGACAAAAUUAGCUACUGAUCCUAGUCAGUUUCUUACAGAAAGCAUUGGCUCUCAAAUAGACGAAAACGGAUAUUUGAUUGUUGCUCCUCAAACUAGAACAGUUCAUUUGGGCUCCCGAGAAGUGGAAGGAACUACAACUGAGGUAAAUUUGGGUUUAAAAACACUGAUAAAAGUUGAAGGAGUUCACAACAUAGCCAUUGAAAAAACUCAACCAUUCCAAUAUAUUACACCAUCUAGAUCGUUUAUUCCUGAAUCGCACACAGCUAUUCCAACUUCACAAUCAGUGACUCCUCUGCCUACUUUCUCACUCGAACCUUCUUACGCCUCUGCUAAUGAAUUAUUUAAUACUAAUCAACUAAACAAAGCUACUGAGACAUCUCCUCUUAUUUCUAGCAUUGUUUAUGAAUCUUCAGCAGAAACGGUAGAACCCAAACCAGUGGUAAAAGUAACGUCGAUCAUUCACAAACCAUCUGGUCCUCUAAGAAGUGGAGUAUUUGUCCGAAGACCUGGUGUUCGAGUAAGGGUUCGACCAGUUGUAUCCAGAAGAGUAGUGCCAAGCGAUUUAGUAUCAUCUUUCGAUAUAUCAUACGAUCUAAACAGUUUGGCUACAGAUCGUCCUGAAGAAUAUUUGGUAUCUCCCCAAUAUAUACCACCAGCACUGAGUAUGGGCCUAGUACCAACGCCAGUUUUGGAAGCGCCCUAUUUUUCAACUACUCAACAAGAUAUCAGAGGCAGUGAAAAUGAAAUAUCUACAGAUGAUUUGGCAGUUGGAGUCGAUGAUGCAACUUCCAUUGAUGGCUUGGUUGUACCUUCUAGGAAGAAACUAAAAGUUACUGUAAGAAGACCACAAAGUGAGAGUGUAAGCAGAACUCAUACUAGGUUUGUCCUGCCAUCGAGAUUUGAGAUCACCAGCAGACCAAGGUUUUACGUAGUUACCAGAACAGGUGCCCUUGGUGUAGUUUCAAACUCUCAGCGACCAUUUACGGUAAAAAUUAGUAGGAAGCUCAAACCGACAACUACUGAAAUUGGACUUGGACCUCCUUCUACUACAGUUAUAUAUGACACCUAUACUACGCUUACAUCCGUACCAGUUAUUUUCGGUUUGGAUACAAGUUUCAGAAAUGUUCUCCUAACCACUUCCUCGCCCAUUACUGUUUCUUUUGUCCCAACACCAACUUAUGAAUCAGAAUCUCCCAUGAUAAUGCCAUCAUCUGUUAUUCUGACUUACUUCACAACUACAACAUUCACUAUACCAUAUAUUGUAGGAAAUGAGACUUUGCUGACCACUUUAGAAGAAACCAAUUCAAGAAUAGUCACUCAGACUCUAGAUGGCUUGUAUGCACUUUCGUAUUCUACAAUUACAAGAACCCCAUUUGAAGGAGAGAUUAUACCGACUAUAAGCCCAGUUACUAGCAUAGAAUACGGAAUCGAAGGUCCAACAACCUACACUUUGUCAUCUGUGCCUCUUAUUACUACGUAUGUGGACCAACCUUCAGAAAUAACAAGACCCUUUGAAGAAAUAUCUACGCCUGUGGUGUAUGAAACUAAAACCUUUUAUACAACCUACACAUUUUUUACUACUUUCUUCGCUGGAACCGAACCUGUGGUUUCUAGUUCAGAGCAAGUUGUUACGAAUGUGGUUACAGUACCAGUUACGAAAGAAAUUUCAAGUGUGCCAUUUAUUAGUCCAUCUGUUACAGGGCCUGUAACUGUUUUUGAUACCAGCGAAACCGUGGUUACUAAAACCAACUACAAUACUGUUACUUUCUAUGCUACUUUGUUUUCAGACACAAGCUCAUUUGUGACUCCAAUAGAAGAAAUCGAAACGCAGUUGCAAACAAUUACUGAAACUUAUACUAUAACUAGAACUAUUCUUCCUACACCUUCACCCUCUUUGCUUCCAGCAAUUGCAACAGAAACGACGACAGCAACGAGUAUUGAGACUACAGAAAAAUCAGAACUGGAACAAUCUGUACUUGUAACUCAAACCUUGUAUACAACAUUUACGAACUUUGUGACUCUGUUCCAAGAUUCAGAAACUAUAGUUACUAAUCUUGAAGAAACCGUAUCUAAUAUUGUCACUCUUACACUACCGGCGGACGUCGCUAGUUCAUUGACGUUAACUUCAUCGCCAACAGUUGAAAGCAUUCCUUAUGACGUUUUCACCAGCCAACAGUCUGCCGUAUAUACAACAAGGGAAGUUUUGAAUACUCAAACACAUUACAUAACUUUAUUUAAUAACGGGGAAAGUUUAUUAUCUACUAUUGAAGAAGUUGUCACCACUUACGUUACGGAACUGGCUACAUUAUCAACUCCAUCGUACAUAUUAGAAACCUCUUUUACCUCUUCACCUGAGUUAUUGCUUGUAUCCUCUAAGUUACCAGUGUCUUCAUUUAACUCAUUUACACCUCCAGAAGAAACGACAGAAUCAACUUCAGAAAUUCAUACAUAUCAACCAGAGCUUGUGCCGUCUAUCAGGACGAUUUAUUCGACUCUUACGUUUUAUACAACUUACUACAGCGAUACAAGUUCUAUAGUUGCAAGUCAAGAAGAAGUUCUAACAAGUUAUGUAACUCUCUUUGUUCCUCCUUCACUAAUUACAUCUACUGAAACUACCACAGAAGUGACAAGUUCAGAGUCUACAACUGAUCCAUCAGUUUAUGUAUUUACUACAACAGAUUAUUCCACUUUAACUUUGUAUACCACUCUCUUUAGUGGUGACGAUAUUGUCGUAAUCUCGAGUGAGCAUGUUGUGCCAGACGUUAUCACAGCGACAAUAACACCAACGUCAACAUCUUCGCAAUCUGAAACAGCUACAUCAGGAGAAUCUGUUUUAACAUUCUUAACAACUUUCACAUAUUACACAACAUACUUUAGUGGAACCGAUCCUGUUGUUGCAUCGAGUGAAAGUGUUGUUACUCAGUUUGUGACAAUUGAAGCACCACCUUCUAUUACACCUACAUCGGAAAUAUUGAUAGAGUCAACUCCUGUUGAAACAAUUCUUGGUGUAUCUACUGCAAGUGCAGGAGAUAUUAUCAGCAGUUUUGAAACCGAUAUUAAAAUUAUUGGAAUAUCCAGUGCUAUUGAUACUAGUACAGCUAUCUCUCCUAGCAUUGAAACUAUGAUACAAGUCGAAAGUAAAGUUCAUUCAGAAGUAGGCUCAACUCCCAUUAUUUCAUCAUCAAUAGAAUCGUCCGCGGAGAGUGAUCUAAUGAGCAGUAGCAUUGAUGAACUAAGUGCAUUUAUAAGUAGUUUUGAAGUUAGUAAAUCUCCUGUAAUAUACGAACCUUCCGAAGAAAUAUCAUCUAAAGAAACAUCUCUUCCAGUUACAUCAACCAGUAUCAUUACAGAAGAUACUGAGGUAGUUGGUAUAGAUGGACACAUUACUACUUUAAUGCCUAGCGAUACACUGAAGUUAGUAACUGGCUUUGACGGCUUUGUGACAAAGGUUCCUGAAAUUGCAACAGUGUCUUUAUCACCAGUUUUUAUACCCGAACUGAAAGAACCUACUUCCAGUACUCCAUCUGAAAUUAAACCUGCAACAGUUAUAGAGUUAUCCGAUUUGUUAAGAGGUAAUACUGCAUUGGGUGGAGAUAUUGGAUUAGCCAUCCAAGACAUUGUGAGUCGCUUAACAGGCAAGAAAAAUAAAACUGAAACGGAUAGUGCUACAACUGAAUUUACCACGACUGAUGUGACUACAGAAGAACAAAAUGUAACGGAACUGACAACCGAGACAUCUAAAUUCACAGAAACUACUACAGAACAAGGUGAAACGGAAAUUACAUCAGGUACAACUACCGGAAGUAUAACUACUGAAGAAGAUCGGAAGCCAACGAAAGAUAUAGAUUAUCCAAUUUUCAUUCUCCCCGAUAAUGCUAAGAACGACAGUGGAAAGGAAUCUUUACAACUUGCCCCUGUUUAUGUUUCAUCUUCGGUUCCAACGGAAAGCAAGAAAACUUCCACAUUGCAAAUUUCUACAUCAACUGCCGUGAGCAACAGCGAACACUCACCGUCGAAAUCUAUAGUUCCUCCUGCAUCUGUGUCUACAAGUGUCAUAACAGGUGCAAGAACUGUAUUUAUAGUACCUACAAAACAGUCCACAGUAACAGAUCACAGUAAAGAUGCAUAUAGCAUAGUAUCCGAUAGUGAAAAAAGAAUUCCAAGGUUGGAGACUUCAAAGGAAUUUUCUGUCAAUUCAUCUAUGACUUCUAAAGCUAUUACAACAACUGUUACUCCACAAUUAAAACCAAGCAUUGGAACCAGUGUCGUUAGUGGUAUAAGAACUGUCUUCUUUGGCUCCAUUUCCGGAAAAACUACCAGUCCACAGCCUUCGGUAUCAACAGCUACAGAUUCAAUAUUAGGACGCGCUAAUGCUCAGCUGGAAGGUAGUAAAACCUUCACGACUGUAACUAAAGAUGGCCAAACUGUUAUUAGUAGAACAACUUCUGGGGCCACAACAAUAUUUUUCCCUGCACAAAUUCCAAAAUUCACUGUUCCUGUUUUAUCCACUCGUUACGUAACAAGUGUAGAAAGCAUAACUAGAACAUUAGCUCUUACUACAACAAGGACAUAUUACACACGGGACUCAACGUUAAUGGUUCCCUCUGUUUAUACAACUACAAUUCCACCAAGGACUUUCGUAUCGACUAUAAUAGGAACAAGGACGAUUCUAGGUAUUUUACCAGAGCCAUCAGAAACAGUCCAAAUCCAUAAAACUAUUCAGCCUUCUGAGCGUACAACUACUGUUACUACAACUACACUCAUAUUUAAUUCAAUACCGUCUACAGUUAUUAGAACUUUAGUUUUGCCAACGGGAGUUCCAACGAAAACAAUAAGAUCCGAAACCUCAUCUUCAUACGCAGUAUCAGACUCUGAUAUUUUUAGUGCAGGAACGGAGAAACCAGCAAAACCACCAGAAGUUGGAGACAGUACGUCUCUUUCGAACACUGAUCCCUUCCAAAAUACUGAAGAAAGGAUUAUUUCUGAAAAGCCACACCAGAAAGCAAGAGAUGAGACUUAUUUAAGAGCAGCUGGUCCCAGACUUCAUGAUUUUAGACCUGAUGUCAGAUUGGAAGAAACAGUUCCCAGACCACCGAUCGUUGUAACUGAGAGUGUACGGCCAGAAAAGGAUCCUUUUUUGAAUGGCAGAAAUGGCAUUUGCGAUCCUAAGUGUCAACCAUAUAAAAAAGAAAUCUGCAAAGGAGAAAAAGGUUUUUGGACUUGCCAAUGCCGACCUGGUCAUGCAAGAAGAGAUGAACAUGAAAUCUGUAAAGAGAUUCAAACAUUUGUGGUGCUUUUGAAGGUUAUUAAGUUCGGAAAUGAAAGCAUCGAUUACAACAAUGCGCUUUCGGACAGCAGUUCCGGGGAGUAUAAGAAUUUCGUAAAGAACGCAAUGGAAGGAAUUGCUGAUGCAUACAGCAUAAGCAACGUGAGGGACCAUAUCUGGGAUGCUGAGGUCAACAGUAUCAUACCAGCUGACGCCAUGCCUAAGAAUGCUGAUGCCACGGUGACACCAUCUAUAAACUCUGGAGCAGGAGGGGUCAUAGUUAAUUUUACAUUGCAAGUGAGCAAGAGUGUGAGUGGAAAUUUACUGGAGCAAGAACUGACAAGAUCUCUACAGUUGUCUGAAAUGAAAGUCGGUGAUUCUGCGCUGCUGGCAGCUCCUCUGGCACAAACUGUGCAAGAUUACGAUGAAUGUUUGGAUAUUAGGCAUAAUGACUGCGCUCUUCAAGCAACAUGUGUCAAUUUGCCAGGAACAUACACUUGCCAGUGUAAUGAAGGUUUUGAGGAUAUGGAUCUGACGUUACCUGGAAGAACUUGCUUAGCUAAAACUGAGAACUGUAACUACUGUCACGGUCGAGGCGACUGCUUAAGGGGAGAUGAUGAGAAAACAUUCUGCAGGUGUCAGCCAAUGUUUGUAGGACGUAGGUGCGAAAUUAAUGGACUGGUACUUGCCAUAGCAUUACCAACUGCAGUAGCUGUUGUCAUACUUCUGCUGUGCGCUGUGCUUUGUUGCUGCCGAAAGUGUAAACGAAAGGCUCCCUCUACCAAUGCAGGAGAUCCUGGCAGUGUAUUUAGGGGCAUUGCUCUAAAAGGACCUGUGGGUGGCACUUUAGACAGAAAAGCUAUGAUUGAUACUUCCAGCGAAAGUAGUGGAGAACAUGGUAGAAAAGGACCGAAUUCAUUUGAAGGAUAUCAGGAAAGUGGUGAUGUCACCCCUUACAAAAGCAGUAAAAGGAGUGACCUGAGUUUGAAUCGCAGCUUAUCUACGGGGUACACAUCUCCUCCAGUCAUGAUUCCCAGGGCUAGACAACCUCAAGGUCCCAACAAGCCUAUGAAUUACACCGUCUAUGACGGUCAAGUGUAUGUUUGGUGAGAAAAUUAUGGACGCAGGGCGUCGCAUUAGCACGGCAUUUUAAAGACUUAGUUUUCACAAUUAAAAGACCAUGACUACAGUCAACAACCCGCCAUGAUCACUUUAUGAGUUAUGAGCUUCUUCAAAACUGUGUUCCUUCAAGAGCAGGAUCAGAGCGGGUAAAUAAGGUGCAAAUACAAUACUUGUAAAGGGAUCAUAUACCAGUGAUGUCAAAAAUACUUACUUUGGUGCUACAUGUUGUAGCACUUUAGACGCUUCAGUAUGGUUUCUUGAGGUGCUCCGAAAACUUACUUUGUGAAGAUUAUCACAAAUAACAACGAACUUUCAUUUAUAGUUGAUAAUCUCGCAAUAUUUGUUGCCAAAAGAGAAAGCGCAAGAGCCCAUACUGUACGAAAUACAUGACAGGCAUUUCUUUAUGACGAAGAUAUCCUUGGACAUUCGUUAAACACAUCUCAGGAUGUCAUCUUGUCAAGGUGAAAGCCAUUCAUGACUUUGAAGAAAUAACAGCAUAACAAAUGGUUUUGAAGUUAAAUAUAUUCGGUAACAUUUCCUAUCGUACUUCACUAAACAAAAGGAGAAUAUGGACUUAACCACGCUGCAUUUAUGGCGUACCUAAACGCAGCCAUUGAAGCUGUUAAUAAUUUGGUGGAAAGUAUGCAAAUAUCGUAUUUUCUAUUAAUAUAACGGAAUCGAGGUUUAGUGACUGAUUACUUUUCAAAAGAAAGGAACACACCUUUUCUCUUUCUUUUGCAGUAACAAAUACAGAUUACAUUUUCAUCUUUUGAAUUUGCCAUAAAACUAGUAAUCAUUUUAAUCAAAAAUAAAAAAAACCUCAAAAGAUGCUCGUAUACUCUUAAAGUAUGCGAGUGUAUAAUAGUUUAAAACAUAUCCUGGUGCUUAUGAAUGAUUAAAAUGCAUAUGGAAUUCAAACCACUUAAAACGUCAUUUGUUGCUUGAAAGAUGAACUUUUCACUUUUAUAAUUUUACGAUGUUUUUAUUUAUAAUAUCUGUUUAUUACUUUUUAUGUGCACUUUAACAGCAUUUGUUUUGAUAAAUUAUAUUAUAAAAGUGUCACAGACAUAGUGUUUUAUUCUGUUUUUAGGAAAAUGAAAAAUCUACAUUUGUAACAUAACAUCUUUCUUUGUAAAACUUUUGUAUAGUUUCUAACAUUUUUCUGAGUGUCCAUGUAUCUAAGUGCUCAAUAAAGCCCUCUUUUGUUUAUGUAA
This is a messenger RNA of Stegodyphus dumicola, 22074 nucleotides long. RefSeq lists its product as uncharacterized. The record is from RefSeq and is a predicted model, not a curated record. Gene Ontology annotation, molecular function: protein binding; calcium ion binding. Lineage: Eukaryota; Metazoa; Arthropoda; Arachnida; Araneae; Eresidae.